Molecule: messenger RNA, 2727 nt
Organism: Bombus huntii
Lineage: Eukaryota; Metazoa; Arthropoda; Insecta; Hymenoptera; Apidae
Product: arylsulfatase I-like
Exons: 10
Coding region: 863-2554 (563 amino acids)
Source: RefSeq, a predicted model, not a curated record
AAACGACGUUUAAACAAACAUCUGUUUUAUCCUUUAAAUAUUAUACCUAAUACUCCACUUUGAAUAUUUUUUUAUAUUACUUUUCACUACAUUUAUCCCAUACAUAUUUGCAUAUCUAAACUAUAUAUCUAAUCUGUUCUGUAAACGCAAACAACAGCUACAGUUUACAUAUGCUUUGAUUUUUCAGACAUCCUACUUAAACAAUACUCAAGCCAGCUACACAAUUCGAUAAUAUCAAUAAUAACAAACAAUACAUGGCACAGUUAUCGCAAGAUUAACGAUAUCUCUGUUUAUCAGUUCUUUUUAAAUAUCCAAUAAGCAAUAUCGAGCAUUGAAUUAUCCUAAAGAUAGUUAGGAAUCCGACGGUCCCGUGCAAACGUGCUAGUACUCAAGGCGAAAGAGCGUAUUAUCAGAAAAUCGCAAGGACAGAUCAGUUCCAUAGUUGCGAAGAAUACAGGACAAAGCGGAACGUUCUCCUUGAGACGCGUGCUCUCGAUAGUUGCGGUACAGGCUUCGGAGUUAAAUGAUCGCACGGUCGGCCAGUGAUAAUAGUUAGAGAGUAGCAUCCCGGAAAAUACUUUCUCCGCCGGCGGUAUAAAGCCCCAGCGCGUUAUAAGUGGCGCGGUAUUACGUGGCAGGAUCGUUGAUGGUGAAUCGUUGUGUCGAGUGGUGGUCGAUUUUUACUUAGCUCCGGCAACGCGUUUAUAUUACGAUCACGCGCGGUUCUACGAGGCGUAUCCGCGAAAAUUCUUCGGUUUUAGAAGGAAAUAACAGAUGCGCACCAUUUUUGUUUUAUACCAUUUUACCGAAUUAUAGAUUCUUAUACGGCUAGAAGAAGAGACCUGGACACGAGUAAAAACAAAUGUCGAAUUCUAUCCUUAACUGCAUAGUGUCAAUGUCUGUGAUUAUUGCCUCAGGAUGCUUGUUCUACUUCUACGUCGUACUGGCGAAAGAGGAAGCGCAGGGCCAGCAGCGGCCAAAUAUUAUAGUUAUCAUGGCUGAUGACCUUGGCUGGAACGACGUGAGUUUUCACGGUGCCGAUCAAAUACCUACGCCGAAUAUCGACGCCCUGGCAUACAAUGGCGUGAUACUGCAACGACAUUACGUUUUACCGAUUUGUACACCGUCGAGGACAGCCUUUCUUACCGGGCGUUAUCCUAUUCGGACAGGAAUGCAAGGCUACCCGCUGAAGGCAGGUGAAGAACGCGCGAUACCUUUGAACAAUACGCUCCUGCCAGAAUACCUACGAAAAUUGGGAUACGCCACGCAUCUUGUAGGAAAGUGGCACGUUGGCUAUUAUAGCGAUUAUCAUACACCGGCCCAUCGUGGUUUCGACACCUUCUUGGGAUAUUACAGUGGUUACAUCACAUACUUCAAACACACCAUCGAGCAAAACCUCCACGUUGGAUAUGAUCUACAUUACGACGUCGCAGGAAACUUAUCCGUCAAGUACAGCCACGAAUAUAUGACAGACCUUAUAACGGAAAGGGCCGAAGAUAUAAUUUUCAAUCACAAUCGCAGCAAACCUCUGUACCUUCAGUUAUCCCAUGUUGCCGCUCAUUCUAGCGACGCUAAGGCAAAUAUGGAAGUCCGCGAUGAAGAAGAAACGAACGCCACGUUAGGCUAUAUCGAAGACUUUGACAGAAGGAAGUUGGCAGGCGUGGUUACCGCCAUGGAUGAAUCUGUCGGUAGAGUUGUCCAGGCGUUGAGGCAGACUAACAUGCUGGAAAACUCGAUUAUCGUUUUUAUGUCUGAUAACGGUGCACAGACUGUGGGUCUUUUGAACAAUUAUGGAUCAAACUAUCCUCUGCGUGGGCUGAAGUUCACGCUUUUCGAGGGCGGAGUUCGUGGAGUAGCGUGCGUUUACUCGCCAGCGAUAAAAAAUCCGUCCAGAAUUUCAAACCAAUUGAUUCACGUGACCGAUUGGCUACCAACAUUUUACUCAGCUGCCGGCGGUAAUUUGGAAGAUCUGGAGGAAAAUCUUGACGGUGUGGAUCAAUGGGCCACUAUCGUUUCUGAAAAAAAGACCAGGCGUAAGAACGUAUUAUUGAACAUCGACGAGAAGCAAGCUCUUUCUGGAGCUCUAAUGGGAAGAUACAAAUUGAUCAAUGGAGCGAAUGUUUCGUACGGCGAUUACUACGGCGACAGCGGCACGAGUGAAUCGUACCCAGAGUACAACGUAUCCAACGUUUUGCAUUCGGCAGCCGGUUCCGCUCUUGCCAGCGUUUCGAACGCGACGUUCAACAGCGAGCGUAUAAUCGACCUUCGACGAGCGGCCACGGUUGUUUGCGAUAAUUUUACAAGUUAUCCUAGGUGUCUGGACAGAUGCUUGUUCGACGUCUACAACGAUCCUUGCGAAACUACGGACGUGUCGCGCGAACAUCCGGAGGUUGUCGACGAGUUAAAUCGCUUCAUCGCUGAGUACUUCGCAGUUCUAAAGACUCAAACGUCCGGUCUAGUGGAUCCACGUUCUUAUCCCGAGCACUUCAAUGGAACCUGGAUGCCCUGGAUAAAAUUACCCGACGAUGAAAUUCGACUUCUUAACGGUCGAUAAUCUGCAUGGAAAGAAUACGAAAGAACGAUACAUUGCAACACGUAUCAACGUGUACAGAGAAGCAGCUUUACACGUUUGAUCACGAUUUCGUACGAAGCCUCUAUACGUCGAAUUUUCGUUUGUUAAAGCAUCGUUUUUAUUUGUUAAAUAAAAAAUCGACCGGAUGAGACGGC